AACGAGGCUACCCUUGACGUCACUCUGUUAUUCCGUGAUACAGAUUGAGUUCAAGAUGGGGGGACAGCACUCUCAAUUUACGGAAGAAGAACUGAAAGAUUAUCAGGAACUGACGUACUUUACUCAAAAGGAAAUCUUACAUUGUCAUAAAAGAUUUUCACAACUUGACCCAGAUACUGUGAGGACUGACAAAAAUGCAAAACUUUCAUCAAGAAAGAUCAUGACCUUACCAGAGCUCAGGGUGAAUCCCUUUAAAGACAGAAUUUGUAGAGUAUUUUCAUCAUCCAAGGAUGGAGAACUAACAUUUGAAGAUUUCCUGGAUAUGAUGUCUGUUUUUAGUGAAAAUGCACCAAAGAGUGUUAAAGUGGAGUAUGCUUUUAGAAUAUAUGAUUUCAAUGAGGAUGAUUACAUAUGUGAGGGUGAUCUGAAAAAAGUCAUCCAGCGACUGUGUGGGGAUCAGAAGUUGUCCAAUGAGAAUGUUAAUGCCUUAAUUCAAAAGAUAUUUGACGAGGCUGAUCUGGAUGAUGACAGUCAACUGUCUUUUGCUGAAUUUGAACACGUGAUAUCAAAAGCACCCGACUUUGUCAACUCUUUCAGGAUCCGCGUCUGAAGACCUUCAGCCAAACACAGCUAUGUCUUCCCUGUCUAUGAACUGUCGUUAAUUUCAACAUAAAUGUAAAUUGUAAGGCGUAGGUUAGUCACAGGCAAAUAAUAUUUCAAUGCAUUAGGGGAGAAUCAGGUGUGGUUAUCUCAAGGCGGGUCCUUAUAUUGUAUUCUUAUGCACAGAUGUUUUGAAAGUAAGACUUUGUGGUUAUACAUCCUGCAGACCAAAACAUCUAUUUUUGCCGUUACUUUCUUGCCCCUGAUCGUGUGCAUUUUGCAAGGCUGUCUUAAGAAAUCUGACUAAAUAUCGAGCUCCAAAUAGAAUAUUUUUCUACACUAACGUAUGUGAAGAUGCUCAACUUUAAGGCAGAGCGCACUAUUUUGAUGACCUGUGUUACUGGUGAUUGGUCUCCAGGCUGUUUUUUUGUAAAACUUUAUAAGGACUGUUUAGUGAAAAUUCCUAGCGUGAUCUUCGGUUACGUGAACACGGUGAUUGGUAGUGAAGUUCAUUUUGUCUUUCAUGCAUCAGGACGCUUUAACAUUCCGUAUUUCUAUAGAAGCUUUGUAUUUGAACUGUAAUAUGAAGGCAAAGUUGCACUGAGUAAGAUUUUUUCGGCCGGUUUUGAAAUUGUUUUAUCUCAGAAAUCAACUUUUUCAAUACUCUGCAGUAGAGAGAGCUAUGGCGAGAACUGUAGUCUUCUCAGUGCUGUCAAACUUUCUCGUAUAAUUGAAAUAUUUUGCGUGUAUGCUUUCAAAUAUUUAGUGUGUGCAACACAUUUUUACAAUUACAAGAGAAUUUGUUUGGGAUACAUGAGGUAGUUGCUUAUCAUACAGACCAUUUAAGGUAAGGGACGUAUUUGUGAGUGGGUUUGAAUGCUCCUUUCUUAUUUAUUACAAGUGAAAUCAUUGUAAUAAACUGAACAUUUUUCAGAA
Stylophora pistillata is the source of this 1536-nucleotide messenger RNA. Its product is annotated as calcium and integrin-binding family member 2. The record is from RefSeq and is a predicted model, not a curated record. NCBI's taxonomy places the organism in Eukaryota, Metazoa, Cnidaria, Anthozoa, Scleractinia, Pocilloporidae. Gene Ontology annotation, molecular function: calcium ion binding; magnesium ion binding.